This is a messenger RNA of Fraxinus pennsylvanica, 1554 nucleotides long. Lineage: Eukaryota; Viridiplantae; Streptophyta; Magnoliopsida; Lamiales; Oleaceae. The record is from the annotation of a GenBank genome assembly.
AUGGCCAUCAAGCUUCAAUUCUUCAUAUUCUUGAUUUCCUUAUCCUUCUUCUUUCUCCUUGCCGUCUCAGGAAUCCCCUCCGAUGGCAUAAACGAGUGGUGCAACAAAACCCCGUACCCCAAACCAUGCAAAUAUUUCUUGAACCAUGGUCCCCGCCAUUUUGUGCCUAAACAAAAAUCCGAUUUCAGAAAAAUGGCUAUCAAAUUAGCCAUGGAACGUGCACUCAAAGCCGAGGUUCACACUAAAGAGCUUGGGGUCAAGUGCAGAAACAACCGCGAAAAAGCUGCUUGGGCUGAUUGUUUGAAGCUAUAUGAAAGCACCGUCGAGCAACUUAACAAAACCAUAGACCCCAACACCAAAUGUACUGAUUUUGAUGCUCAAACAUGGCUCAGUACUGCAUUGACAAACCUUGAGACUUGUCGAACGGGGUUUAGGGAACUUGGUGUGUCGGAUUUUAUGCUGCCUUUGAUGUCGAAUAAUGUGUCACAAUUGAUAUGCAACACUUUGGCUCUUGGAAAUAAUGGUACUAAUGUUAAAGAAACGUAUCAUGGGUUUCCUAGUUGGGUUUCACCUGGAGACAGGAAGCUGUUGCAAACGUCGUCCAUCAGGCCGAACCUUGUGGUGGCUCAGGACGGGUCUGGGAAUUACCGGACCAUUAAGGCUGCCCUUGAUGCUGCAGAAAGGAGGAGUGACAAUGGAAGAUUCAUUAUACAUGUGAAACAAGGUGUUUACCGGGAGAAUUUAGUUGUUGGAAACAAAUUGAAGAAUAUCAUGCUGGUAGGUGAUGGAAUGAAAUACACUAUUAUUACCGGUAGCAGAAGUGUUGGAGGAGGCUCCACCACCUUCAAUUCAGCAACCGUCGCUGUCACCGGCGAAGGAUUCAUUGCUCGUGGCAUCACCUUCAGGAAUACUGCAGGUCCGCAGAACCACCAAGCGGUGGCACUCCGCUCCGGCUCCGACCUCUCCGUCUUUUACCGCUGCAGCUUCGAAGGAUACCAAGACACUCUUUACGUCCACUCCCAACGCCAAUUCUACAAAGAAUGUUACAUGUACGGGACAGUAGAUUUCAUCUUCGGAAAUGCAGCAGCAGUUCUCCAGAACUGCAUGAUUUAUGCAAGAAAGCCUAUGGAUAAACAGAAAAACGUCAUUACAGCACAAGGCCGGACUGAUCCGAACCAGAACACCGGAAUUUCAAUCCAAAAUUCACGAGUAAUGGCUGCGGCUGAUCUCCGGCCGGUGUUGAGUUCAUUCAGGACGUUCCUGGGAAGGCCCUGGAAGCAAUAUUCACGUACAGUUUUUCUUCAAACGUACAUGGAUUCAUUGGUGGAUCCAGCGGGGUGGCUGGAGUGGGAUGGUAAUUUUGCUCUGAAUACAUUGUAUUAUGGAGAAUAUAGGAACUCCGGCCCUGGUUCUGCCACCGGCCGGCGAGUCAGGUGGCGGGGAUACCGUGUUAUAACGAGUCCGACUGAGGCAUCGAGGUUCACAGCGGCGAAUUUUAUUGCUGGACGUUCAUGGUUGCCGGCAACCAAUGUGCCAUUCACCGCCGGACUCUAA